AUGAAGCACGCCACUCUGGAGCUAGGUGGGAACGCCCCAUUCAUUGUUUUUGAAUCUGCCAACAUGGAUACGGUUAUCACAGCUAUAAUGGCUUCGAAGUUUCGUUGUUCAGGCCAGACUUGUGUAUGCGCCAACCGGGUGUUUGUGCAUUCUUCGUUGUACCAUGACUUUAUCACUCGUCUGACAGACGCUGUCAGUCGCCUUCGGCUUGGUGAUGGCUCCCAGCCAAAUGUGGAUCAGGGUCCUCUAAUUAAUUCAGAGGCUCUCAAAAAGGUAAGAAACAUCACAUAUUACACAUCUAACAGAAUGAUAAUUUAG
This is a messenger RNA of Protopolystoma xenopodis, 318 nucleotides long. The record is from the annotation of a GenBank genome assembly. Lineage: Eukaryota; Metazoa; Platyhelminthes; Monogenea; Polystomatidea; Polystomatidae.